Messenger RNA from Saccharomycodes ludwigii, 5682 nucleotides. RefSeq names its product 1,3-beta-glucan synthase. The coding region runs from base 1 to 5682 and encodes 1893 amino acids. The record is from RefSeq and is a predicted model, not a curated record. Lineage: Eukaryota; Fungi; Ascomycota; Saccharomycetes; Saccharomycodales; Saccharomycodaceae. Gene Ontology annotation, cellular component: plasma membrane; 1,3-beta-D-glucan synthase complex. Gene Ontology annotation, biological process: fungal-type cell wall polysaccharide biosynthetic process; (1->3)-beta-D-glucan biosynthetic process. Gene Ontology annotation, molecular function: 1,3-beta-D-glucan synthase activity. The transcript has a single exon.
AUGUCCCAUAACGAUCAACAAAAUACUUAUUUUGAUCAAGGACAACAACAGCCUCAAGAUGGAGGUAUUCCAUAUGACCAGCAACAAGCAGUUUAUGAACAAUACGACCAAUAUGGGAAUCCAAUACCACAACAAGGAUAUGAACAAUAUGACCAAUAUGGGAACCCACAACAGGCUUAUGAUCAAUACAAUAACAGCUAUGAUCAGUACAACAAUAAUGUUAACCAAGGUAUGUACUCAGAUCAAGACUAUUCUAAUAAUGGUGGCGGUUAUUAUGACCAACCACCACCAGGUGUUCAAGAUGAAAACUUUUCUGAUUUCAGUUAUGGUCCUCCUGGCACACCAGGGGGUGCGGACCAAUAUACGCAAAUGAGUUAUGGUGAUCCUAAUAGAUCUUCUGGUUCUUCGACACCCAUGUAUGGAGAAGGUUUUGAUCCGGCCGCUAUUGCGAUGGCUUUGCCAAAUGACCCAUAUCCUGCCUGGACGGCCGAUUCCCAAUCUCCUGUCACUAUUGAACAGAUCGAAGAUGUUUUCAUUGAUUUGGCCAAUAGGUUUGGUUUUCAAAGGGAUUCAAUGAGAAAUAUGUUUGAUCAUUUUAUGACAUUACUAGACUCCCGUGCUAGUAGAAUGUCUCCUGACCAAGCUUUACUAUCGUUGCAUGCUGAUUAUAUUGGUGGCGAUACCGCAAACUACAAGAAAUGGUAUUUUGCCGCACAAUUAGAUAUGGACGAUCAAGUUGGUUUUAGAAAUAUGAACCUAGGUAAAUUAAGCAGAAAAGCCAGAAAAUUGAAAAAAAAGAAGAAGAAGGCGGUUGAGGAAGCUACAGCCAAUGCCGGAGAAGAUCCGGUGGCAAACAGUGAAGCCAUUUUAACUCAGUUAGAGGGCGAUAAUUCUUUAGAAGCUGCUGAUUACAGAUGGAAGGCUAAGAUGAACAUUUUAUCGCCACUAGAAAAGGUUCGUCAAAUUGCAUUGUAUUUGUUGUGUUGGGGUGAAGCCAACCAAGUUAGAUUUACUUCUGAAUGUUUAUGCUUCAUUUAUAAAUGUGCCUGCGAUUACUUAGAUUCUCCAAUGUGCCAACAGAAUACUCAGCCUAUGCCAGAAGGUGAUUAUUUGAAUAGGGUUAUCACUCCAAUUUAUAGAUUUUUGAGGGCACAAGUUUACGAAAUUGUUGAUGGUCGUUAUGUUAAGCGUGAAAGAGAACAUAACGAGGUUAUCGGUUAUGAUGAUGUCAACCAAUUGUUCUGGUAUCCAGAAGGGUUGACUAAGAUUGUUUUUGAAGAUGGCACUAAAUUAACCGAUUUGCCAGCUGAGGAACGUUAUUUAAGAUUAGGUGAUGUUUCCUGGGACGACGUUUUUUUUAAGACUUAUAAGGAGACCCGUACGUGGUUCCAUUUGGUGACUAACUUUAAUCGUAUUUGGAUUUUACAUGCUUCGGUUUAUUGGAUGUAUACCGCUUACAAUGCCCCUACUUUAUACACACACAACUAUCAACAAUUGGUCAAUAAUUCCCCAACACCAGAAUAUAGAUGGGCUUCCUGUGCUUUGGCUGGUUCUUUUGCUUCUUUUGUACAGAUCUGUGCCACCAUUUGUGAAUGGUGUUUUGUUCCUAGAAAGUGGGCAGGUGCUCAGCACUUGUCUCGUCGUUUUUGGUUUCUUUGUAUAAUUUUUGGUAUUAAUUUGGGUCCUAUCAUUUUUGUUUUUGCGUACGAUCCCAUGAAUGUUUAUUCUCGGUUAGCAUAUGCUAUUGCCGUUGUUUUCUUUUUCGUUGCAAUUGUCACCAUUGUGUUCUUUUCAGUCAUGCCUUUGGGAGGGUUAUUCACGUCCUACAUGAGCAAAUCUUCUAGACGUUAUGUUGCCUCUCAAACAUUUACCGCUUCUUUUGCUCCAUUAAAAGGUCUUGACAUGUGGAUGUCAUACUUGUUGUGGACCACUGUUUUUGCUGCCAAAUUUUCUGAAUCCUACUAUUUUUUGACCUUAUCUUUGAAGGAUCCAAUCAGAACAUUAGCCAACAUGACUAUGAGAUGUUAUGGUGAAUACUGGUGGGGUGAUGUUUUGUGUAAGAACCAGAGUAAAAUUACUUUAGGGUUGAUGAUUGCUACUGAUAUGAUUUUGUUUUUCUUAGAUACCUAUAUGUGGUACGUUAUCUGUAACACUGUUUUUUCUGUUGGUAAAUCGUUUUACAUGGGUAUUUCUAUUUUGACACCAUGGAGGAAUAUCUUUUCUAGAUUGCCAAAGAGAAUUUACUCCAAAAUUUUGGCCACCAACGAUAUGGAAAUUAAAUACAAGCCCAAGGUUUUGAUUUCUCAAAUCUGGAAUGCCAUUGUUAUUUCUAUGUACAGAGAACAUUUGUUAGCUAUUGACCAUGUCCAAAAAUUGUUGUACCAUCAAGUUCCAUCAGAAAUUGAGGGGAAAAGAACUUUGAGAGCACCUACUUUUUUUGUUUCUCAGGAUGAUAACAACUUUGACACUGAAUUUUUCCCCAAAGAUUCUGAGGCUGAACGUCGUAUUACCUUUUUUGCUCAAUCCUUAGCCACACCAAUGCCAGAACCGUUACCAGUUGAUAACAUGCCAACCUUUACUGUCUUGACUCCACAUUAUUCAGAAAAAAUUUUAUUGUCUUUGAGGGAAAUUAUUCGUGAAGAUGAUCAAUUUUCAAGAGUUACUUUACUAGAAUAUUUGAAACAAUUGCACCCUGUUGAAUGGGAAUGUUUUGUCAAAGAUACUAAGAUUUUAGCUGAAGAAACUGCUGCUUAUGAGGGUGGUGAAAAUGAGGAUGGUGAAAAAAGUGAUGAAUUGAAGGCACAAAUCGAUGACUUGCCAUUUUACUGUAUUGGUUUCAAAUCUGCUGCUCCUGAAUAUACUUUACGUACUCGUAUUUGGGCUUCUUUGAGAUCACAAACUUUGUACCGUACCAUUUCUGGUUUUAUGAAUUAUGCAAGAGCUAUUAAGUUAUUGUACCGUGUCGAGAAUCCUGAAAUUGUUCAAAUGUUUGGUGGCAAUGCUGAGGGUCUAGAAAGGGAAUUAGAAAAGAUGGCCAGAAGAAAAUUCAAAUUUGUGGUUUCCAUGCAAAGAUUGACCAAGUUCAAGCCAUAUGAAAUGGAAAAUGCUGAGUUUUUGUUGAGAGCUUAUCCUGAUUUACAAAUUGCUUACUUGGAUGAAGAACCACCAUUGAAUGAGGGUGAUGAGCCAAGAAUUUAUUCUGCUUUGAUUGAUGGCCAUUCCGAGAUUUUGCCAAACGGUCGUAGACGUCCUAAGUUUAGAGUCCAAUUGUCUGGUAACCCAAUUUUGGGUGAUGGUAAAUCCGAUAAUCAGAACCACGCUUUAAUUUUCUACAGAGGUGAAUAUAUGCAAUUGAUUGAUGCUAACCAAGAUAACUACUUGGAAGAAUGUUUGAAGAUUAGAUCUGUUUUGGCCGAAUUUGAAGAAUUGAACGUUGAACAGGUUAAUCCAUAUGCUCCAGAUUUGAAGUAUGAAGAACAAAAUACCAAUCAUCCAGUGGCAAUUGUGGGUGCUAGAGAGUAUAUUUUCUCUGAAAACUCUGGUGUUUUGGGUGAUAUUGCAGCUGGUAAGGAACAAACGUUUGGUACCUUGUUUGCUCGUACGUUGUCUCAGAUUGGUGGUAAAUUGCAUUAUGGUCAUCCGGAUUUUAUCAACGCCACCUAUAUGACUACUAGAAGUGGUAUUUCCAAGGCACAAAAGGGUUUGCAUUUGAACGAAGAUAUUUAUGCGGGUAUGAAUGCUUUGUUGAGAGGUGGUAGAAUUAAACAUUGUGAAUAUUACCAAUGUGGUAAGGGUAGAGAUUUAGGUUUUGGUACAAUUUUGAAUUUCACAACCAAGAUUGGUGCUGGUAUGGGUGAGCAAAUGUUAUCACGUGAGUAUUAUUAUUUGGGUACUCAGUUGCCAAUUGAUCGUUUCAUGUCUUUUUAUUAUGCGCAUCCCGGUUUUCAUUUGAAUAAUCUGUUUAUUCAAUUGUCGUUGCAAUUGUUUAUGUUAACUUUGAUCAACUUGAACUCUUUGGCUCAUGAGGCCAUUAUCUGUGACUAUGACAAGAACAAGCCUAUUACUGAUAUCUUGUAUCCAAUUGGAUGUUACAAUUUGUCGCCAGCUAUUGAUUGGAUCAGACGUUAUACUUUGUCCAUUUUCAUUGUUUUCUUCAUUGCCUUUGUUCCCAUUGUGGUGCAAGAAUUGAUCGAGCGUGGUGUUUGGAAGGCUACUGUUAGAUUUUGGCGUCAUGUUUUGUCUUUGUCUCCAAUGUUUGAAGUCUUUGCUGGUCAAGUUUAUUCUAACGCCUUGUUGAGUGAUAUGACCUAUGGUGGGGCUCGUUAUAUUUCCACUGGUCGUGGUUUUGCUACUUCUCGUAUUCCAUUUUCCAUUCUUUAUUCAAGAUUUGCUAAUUCUGCCAUUUAUUUAGGUGCAAGAUCUUUGUUGAUGAUUUUGUUUGGCUCUGUUGCUCAUUGGCAACCAGCUUUGUUGUGGUUUUGGGCAUCUCUGUCUUCCUUGAUGUUUUCACCAUUUAUCUUUAAUCCACAUCAAUUUGCCAAAGAAGAUUACUUUUUGGACUACAGAGAUUAUAUUAGAUGGCUAAGUAGAGGUAAUAACAAGUACCACAGAAAUUCAUGGAUUGGUUAUGUCAGAAUGUCAAGAUCUAGGAUCACUGGUUUCAAACGUAAGCUUCUAGGUGACGAGUCAGAAAAAGGUAUUGGUGAUUCAUCUAGAGCUCGUCGUUUUAACUUGUUUAUUUCUGAGCUGAUCCCAUGUGCUAUUUAUGCUGCUGGUUGCUUUAUUGCAUUUACUUUUAUCAAUGCACAAACGGGUGUUAAGGACACUGAUUAUGUUAAUUCUGUCUUACGUAUUAUUAUUUGCACUUUGGGUCCAAUUGCUAUUGACAUGGGUGUUUUAUUUGUUUGUAUGGGCAUGUCAUGUUGUUCAGGACCAUUGUUCGGUAUGUGUUGUAAGAAGACUGGUUCUGUGAUGGCUGGUUUUGCUCAUGGUGUGGCUGUUCUUGCUCAUUUGGCUUCUUUUAUAGUCAUGUGGGUUUUGGAAGGUUUCCAUUUUGCUAGGAUGUUGAUUGGUGUUAUUACCUGUAUUUAUUGUCAAAGAUUGGUUUUUGUCUGCAUGUCAAGUUUGUUGUUGACUCGUGAAUUUAAGAACGAUCACGCCAAUACUGCUUUCUGGACCGGUAAGUGGUAUGGUCAAGGUUUAGGUUAUAUGGCUUGGACUCAACCUUCUAGAGAAUGGACCGCCAAAGUUAUUGAAUUAUCAGAAUUUGCUGCAGAUUUUAUUUUGGGUCAUGUUUUGUUGUUCUGUCAAUUACCAUUUGUUUUGAUUCCAUAUAUGGAUAAGUUCCAUUCUAUGAUGUUGUUUUGGUUGAAGCCAUCUCGUCAAAUCCGCCCACCCAUUUACUCUUUAAAACAGGCACGUUUACGUAAGCGUAUGGUUAAGAAGUAUGCUACUUUAUAUGGAUUUGUUUUAGCAGGUUUCUGCGCUUGUAUUAUUGGCCCUGCUGCUGCUUCUGCAGGCGUUCCCGAUCCUAUUGCUGGAUCUUUAACUGGUGCUCUUAAGAAUUUUGUUCAACCAAGGCAUCAAAACAAUAACGAUACUGGUAAACAUAUGUCUACUUAUAAGGGUCACUGGUUUACCUCUACUCCACAAUUGAAAUCAUAUUCAACCAAGACUCCAUAG